GUUUUUCUCAUUUUUAGGAAUUUUUGACGUGUAUAUACAGUCAGCGCUGUAUAUCUAGUGAUUCCGUCAUGUUCGGAUUCCUUUGUAGCUUGUGGUCCAUGAUCGACUGCCUUUUGAGCACGUCAACUUGGCUCGCUGUGAACCUUGGUGUGCCCAUACUCGCCCUGUAUUUCACGCUUAGGAGUUACAUGGCUUUGACGAACGGAAGAUGCCUCAGCAAACGGCAAAUGAGAGGCAAAACUGUGAUCAUUACCGGGGCCAAUUCUGGACUGGGAUUCGAGACUGCGAAGGAUAUGGCUUUACGAGGAGCACGAGUCAUCAUGGCCUGUCGGAAUAUGGCGAAAGCUGAAAUUGCCCGUGAGGCCGUCCUCCAAGCAACUGGAGCCAAGUCAAGCUACGUGAUUUUGAAAAAGCUGGAUUUGGCGUCGCUAAGAUCUGUUCGAAGUUUCGCCCUGGACAUUUUGCAGACUGAAAAACGCUUGGACGUGUUGAUCAACAACGCUGGGCUUUCGGAUCCGAAGCGAACAGAACGGACUGAAGACAACCUGGAAUAUAACAUGGCAUGCAACCAUUUCGGCCACUUUUUGCUCACCAACCUUCUUCUAGAUUUGUUGAAAACUUCGGCUCCUAGUCGAAUUGUUGUCGUAUCAUCCAUGGCCCACGUCGGAGGCGACGUUUCACCCGAUGCUUUGCGUGGGAUCGGCAGAAAGAAGUGGCAAAUAUAUUCCGACACAAAAUUGGCGAACAUCGUUUUUGCUGAAGAAUUGUCACGUCGUUUAGCUGGAACGAAUGUGACGGUGAACAGUUUGCAUCCCGGCGUCGUGGCCACCGAAUUUAUGCAGCACAUUCCGAACGAAUUGGCGAAAACCGUCGCUAAAACCAUGGUGGGGCUGUUCAAGACUCCCGAGGAAGGUGCGCAAACGCAGAUUCAUCUCGCUGUCUCCGAAGAGGUCGAGGGCGUGACUGGGAAAUAUUUCUCCGACUGCAAACCUGCGAGAGUGUGGAACAGUCAAUCUCACGACCGUGCAUUGGCUGCCAAAGUUUGGCGCAUUUCGGAAGAGCUGACUAAUUGAGGAGCUGAAACAUGGCGAAAUGUGAAGAUUGGACUUCAGAUUAAGGCACGUUUGGAGUACUUAUCCAAGUUGAAUAUUCAAGAUGAGGCAUAUCUUCGGGUUUUCAAGGCAAAAUGCACGAAUUGUGGGGAGGUCACGAAACAUAUGGAUUUUACGCGGUUUGACAAAGAAGCGUUAUCUGGUGGACGUGGACAUGCUAUGCUACAUUACAAGUGCAAAUUGUGCUCUCGCGAGAACCACAUGAGUUUACUGCCCCUAACACUUCAGCCUUACUACGGUAUUGAGAGCGAAAACUUCAAAACAAUUGCAGAAUUUGACUGCCACGGUCUGGAACUUGUCGAUUUUAUCCCAACGAAAGGCUGGCGUGUUGAAGUAGAAAAUUCUCACAAAAAAUUUGAGGACGUUGAUCUCGCCGAAAGAGAAUGGAUGAAUUACGAUGAUUGUGCGAAAGUUAGUGUUGGUGUUUAUGAGCUUGAGCAUUGUUUUGUGAAGAUUCCUCAACAUGUUGUUAUUGUCAUGUCCAACCGUCCCAUUUGCGACUAACUGAAAAUAAAUAAUGACGCAGUGCAAAAAAAUUCCAUCUA
Molecule: messenger RNA, 1657 nt
Organism: Notodromas monacha
Lineage: Eukaryota; Metazoa; Arthropoda; Ostracoda; Podocopida; Cyprididae
Source: the annotation of a GenBank genome assembly